Molecule: messenger RNA, 1295 nt
Organism: Periophthalmus magnuspinnatus
Lineage: Eukaryota; Metazoa; Chordata; Actinopteri; Gobiiformes; Gobiidae
Product: major histocompatibility complex class I-related gene protein-like
Exons: 7
Coding region: 45-1220 (391 amino acids)
Biological process (GO): immune response
Cellular component (GO): external side of plasma membrane
Source: RefSeq, a predicted model, not a curated record
AGAGAGAUUAUAACUGCACUGAACUGUUUCUGUUUGUGUUCAUCAUGAAGACUUUUGUGGCACUAAUUCUGUUGGGAAUCCUAAUAAAAGACAGCACAUCGAUGAUCCACAGUCUCAGAUAUUUUGACACUUCUUCGUCUCAAGUCCCAAACUUCCCAGAGUAUGUUGUCGUUGGUGUGGUGAAUGGUCUGGAGAUAAUGCGCUGUGACAGUGAGACCAGGAGGUACGAACCCAAACAGGAGUGGAUGAACAGAGUGACAGGGGACGACCCAAAGUUCUGGGACUGGACCACUCAGCUCUGUGUGAAUAAUCUGCAAGUGAACAAAGGCAGCAUAGAGAAUAUAAAACAACGCUUUAACCAGACUGAAGGUGCUCACAUUUGGCAGCGGAUGUUCGGCUGUGACUGGGACGAUGAGACUGAUGACAUCACUGGGUAUUACCAGUACGCCUUUGAUGGACAGGACUUCAUUUCUCUGGACCUGAGCACAGAGUCCUGGGUCGCUGCUAAAUCUGAGGCCUUUGCCACUAAACUGAGAUGGGAGAGAAUUGGACAAACUCAGCGUCACAAACACUAUGUCCACAAAGUCUGCACUGUGUGGCUGAAGAAUUAUGUGCGCUAUGGAGAGAAAACUCUGAAGAGGACAGAGCUCCCCCUGGUGUCUCUGCUGCAGAAGUCCUCCUCUUCCCCGGUCACGUGUCACGCCACAGGCUUCUACCCCGACAGAGCCAUGCUGUUCUGGACCAAAGAUGGAGACGAGCUGCUGGAGGACGUGGACCCUGGAGAGAUCCUGCCCAACGAAGACGGGACCUUCCAGACCAGUGUGUCCCUGGACCUGUCCUCUGUCCCCCCUGAGGACUGGGACAGGUACCACUGUGUGUUCCAGCUGUCUGGGGUCAAAGAGGACUAUGUGACCAGACUGGACCGGAGCAAGAUCAGGACCAACGCCAAAAAUCCCCCGACCUCCAUCAUCGCUGCUGUGGUCGUUGUGGGAGUCGUCAUCGUCGCUGCUGCUGUGGCUCUGUUUGUGAUCAGACGAAAGAGAGCCCAAAACAAUCCUCGACAAGAUGCUCAGUUGAGACAAAAUCUAAAUCCUGUUACCCCAGCGACAAACUCUGGGGAAACAUCAGGUAAGUGCACAUUUCAUCUGUGUCAGUGUUUCAUCAUGUUCUUAAUGUGUUCAUAUUUUGAUCUUCUCCAGAUCCAGAGACACAGACACUGAGGCCUGGAGCUCCUGAGGCUGAGUCCACUGAGUAACACUGAACGCCGCUUUAUUCCUCUGUUUUGGUGAGAACAU